CCCAACUUCCUGUGCGCCAUGUUUUUAUUUUGACAAAAGAUGGGAAUGACAGAACUUUGUUUACCUCUUUUGAUUUAUCUUCGCCAUAAAAUGCCAUAAUGUUUCCCAUAACACCAGGUAUAGCCAGCUUAGUCACCCAGCAACUGAAUGUGGCAAGCAAUGGUAUGUGUGGUGUCCAGAUGCCAAAUGGACUGUCAUCAGACUUACGCUCCACGCCUCUCUCAUUUGGACCAUUCACCACUGUUCCUCCACCUGAACUUUUUCAUGCAGCUCCACCCCACCCUGCUGAUCAGCCCCCACCUCCACCCCCACCAUCCAAUGGCAAUGCGGGAGAGUUUGUCUGCCCACUCAGGCCAGACCAUGGCCGCGAGGGAAAACCCAUUGCUCUCCGGGCAAACCAUUUCCAUGUAAACAUCCCAAAGGGCUUCAUUCACCACUACAAUGUAGCAAUCACACCUGAAAAAUGUCCCAGAAGAGUCAACAGAGAGAUAGUGGAGACAAUGGUAAAUGCCUAUACUCCAAGAAUCUUCUCUGGCCAAAAACCUGUCUUUGAUGGUAGAGAGAAAAUGUACAGCAGAGAGCCACUGCCAUUUGGCAAGGACAAGGUUGAGCUGGAGGUAACCCUGCCAGGAGAAGGGCGUGACAGAAUAUUUAAAGUUGCCAUUAAAUGGGUGUCACAGAUAAGUCUGUACGCCUUGGAGGAGGCACUAGAGGGUCGGGCACGCAGGAUUCCAGAGAGUGCUGUGGAGGCUCUAGAUGUCAUCAUGAGGCACCUGCCCAGCAUGAUGUACACCCCAGUAGGGCGGUCGUUCUUCUCCCCUCCAGAAGACUAUGAUUAUCCUUUGGGAGGGGGAAGAGAGGUGUGGUUUGGCUUCCAUCAGAGUGUUCGUCCCUCUCACUGGAAGAUGAUGCUAAAUAUUGAUGUGUCAGCUACAGCUUUUUAUAAAGCUCAGUCUGUCAUUGAUUUUAUGUGUGAGAUCCUGGAACUGAAAGAUGCAAAUGAACAGAGGAGACCACUUACUGAUUCUCAGAGAGUCAAAUUCACCAAGGAAAUCAGAAAUUUAAAGGUAGAAAUCACACACUGUGGAACCAUGAGGAGAAAGUAUCGAGUUUGUAAUGUUACCCGCCGCCCUGCUCAAACUCAGUCAUUUCCCCUCCAGUUGGAUUCAGGACAGACAGUUGACUGUACGGUCGCCAGAUACUUCCUGGAGAGGUACAAGAUGAAAUUACUACAUCCACAUUUGCCAUGUCUACAGGUGGGACAGGAGCAUAAACACACAUAUCUUCCAUUAGAGGUUUGUAAUGUUGUUGGAGGCCAGAGAUGUAUAAAGAAAUUGACCGAUCUCCAGACAUCUACCAUGAUCAGGGCAACAGCAAAGAAUGCACCAGACAGGGAGAAAGAAAUCAAUACUUUGGUCAAAAAGGCUAACUACAAUGCUGAUCCCCAUCUGAGGACGUUUGGAAUCACUGUCAACCCCCAAAUGAUGGAUCUUCAUGGACGAGUCCUGUCACAUCCUAAACUACAAUAUGGGGGAGCGACUAAAGCUCAAGCUCUGCCAAACCAAGGUGUAUGGGACAUGAGAGGAAAGCAGUUUUACUAUGGAAUAGAAGUACGAGUUUGGGCCAUUGCCUGCUUUGCUCCACAGAGGAGUGUUAGAGAAGAUGCACUAAGGAAUUUUACUCAGCAGUUACAGAAGAUUUCUACAGAUGCAGGCAUGCCUAUCUUGGGUCAGCCCUGUUUCUGUAAGUAUGCCACCGGUCCUGACCAGGUAGAACCAAUGUUCAGGUACCUGAAGAACACGUACGCAGGGCUACAGCUGAUUGUGGUCGUAUUACCUGGCAGAACACCAGUCUAUGCUGAAGUGAAGAGAGUUGGUGACAUCCUGUUUGGCUUAGCAACACAGUGCGUGCAAUCUAAAAAUGUCAACAAGACUUCUCCACAGACACUGUCUAACCUCUGUCUAAAAAUCAAUGUUAAACUUGGAGGCAUUAACAACAUCCUACUGCCAAGUAGCAGACCCCUUGUGUUUCGAGAACCAGUUAUUUUCCUUGGGGCUGAUGUGACACACCCUCCUGCUGGGGACACAAGCAAGCCCUCCAUAGCAGCUGUGGUGGGUAGUAUGGAUGCCCAUCCCAGUCGUUACUCAGCUACCGUAAGGGUUCAGGAACAUCGUAAGGAAGUGAUAGAGGAGUUCUGCUCUAUGGUUCGUGAACUUUUAAUCUCCUUCUACAAGUCCACACAAUUCAAACCGACCCGCAUCAUCAUCUACAGGGAUGGUGUCAGUGAGGGACAGUUCCAGAAGGUGCUUGCCCAUGAACUAAGAGCAGUAAGGGAGGCUUGUAUGAAGCUGGAGAUCGGAUACCAGCCUGGGAUAACAUUUAUUGCUGUCCAGAAGCGGCAUCAUACUCGCCUGUUUUGUGCCGACAGGAAGGACCAGAUAGGGCGCAGUGGAAAUAUCCCAGCAGGAACAACUGUGGAUGUGGGAAUAACACACCCCACUGAGUUUGAUUUCUACCUAUGCAGUCAUGCUGGAAUUCAGGGCACAAGUCGGCCCUCUCAUUACCAUGUGUUGUGGGAUGACAAUUGUUUUAAAGCGGACGAGCUUCAACAAUUGACAUAUCAGCUGUGUCACACAUAUGUACGAUGUACACGUAGCGUAUCAAUCCCAGCUCCAGCUUACUAUGCCCAUUUAGUAGCAUUCAGAGCGCGUUAUCAUCUGGUGGAGAAGGAACACGACAGUGGGGAAGGAAGCCGUCAUUCAGAUGAAAUGGAAAGAACACCCUCUGCCAUGGCUCGAGCAAUUGCAGUUCAUCCAGACACUGUUAAGGUCAUGUACUUUGCCUAAGUCAAGAACACUACCAGAAUAAAGACAGAGCUUGUCAAAAGUUCACCAGAAAUGAUACCUGAUAGAAACCAGCUCAGUGAAACCUUGGAAAGUGCUAGUACUGAAGAUUCUAGUCAUUGGCCACCAAUGUACUACACACUGUCUAUUUUUUUUUUCUUUCAUAUUUUUCAGUGUAUUUUUGAAACCUUCUGUUUAACUAUUUUUUUUUUUAUCAGAUGAACUGGUAUUUUUUUUUUUUUUUUUUUUUUUGGUGAAUAAAAAAUACCAGAUUUUUUUUCUGUCCAGUAUAGUGCUAAUUUCCCCCAAAUUUUUUUUUCUCACAAUAUUUUGUAGAUUUAUUUGAUAGAAAUAUAUGCAUGUACGUGUUUUUAGUUUUCACAAUUGAUGUCUGUUUUGACACUAAAUAUUUCAUAUGGGUCAGUCCUAUGAUUUUUAAUGUUCUGAACAAUUUGGCGAUAAGUCUUUGAGAUCAAUGGAGAGAUCAGCUGAACAUAAUAUGAUUAAAAUGAGAUGCAUAACUUUGCAAUAAAGCAUGAAAAUGUCAUAAAAGAGGUGAUGGGAUUGUUCAGUCUGUACAUUUGUGGUUUAUAUAUUGUUUGUUUACUUUUUUUUUGUUCAGUAGAGUCAUUCAUAUUUUUCCAUCUUGUUAGCAGAAUCUCAUAAUUCUAAGCAAAUACUGUAGAAGUACUUUUUUCCUCAUGGUAUUAAUUUACGCUAUGUAUGCUGUCAAAAUUUUCCGUGGAAAUUUGUCCUAGCGUACUUAAAGUAUAUUUGAGGCAUAUAGUUGCAAUCUAAGAAAUGAGCAUAAUCUUCUACCAGUGGAUUGAAAAGAAAUUUUGAUUCCGUGGAAUUUUGACCCAAUGGAAAAAAUUAUUUUUACAGUAACCAAUUACCAAAAAUAAAAUAUCAAAAAUUUAUUACAAUUGCAAACUGUAAAAAGGAAAAAUUACCUUUGAUAUACGUAUAUUGAAUCCCAACUUCAGUUGAAUUUUUAAUUUAGAAUGAAAAAAUGUUGCAUAUAUUUGAUUAAAUCAGUUCCUAUUUAACAUACAUGUUCCAUGCUGUGCUAUGAUUUUGUAUUUUCAUAUCAUGUUUUCAUGUUUAUAUUGUCAAUUAAGCCGGGAAAAUCAUUGUUAUAUUUAGACAUUUUAUGACUUUCUCUAUUGAGACCAAACAUUACAUUUCACCAGUGUUUGAUGUGCAUUACAAUUUUUGUUUUCAACUUCUCAAGUACAAUUGCAGAUUCAUUAAUAACCAUUUUAUCUUGGAAUGUUGCUUUUUUAAAGAAUUUUAAUUCUUUACAGUACUUUUUCAUGAAUCUUGUUAAUAUACACUUUUUAAACUUUAUUACUUUGUUAGUGCUCAGUGCUUUCAGAAUUGAACAUAAAAUGACAGAGUGAAAAAACAUGAAUAUUUUGUAAACUUUAAGAUGAAUGUUAAUAUUGGUUCUAGAGGUAUUUUAAAUGUUCUAGUCCUUAAAAAUCUCUGAAAAAUAACAUAAGCUUAAUAUGUUGUAUGCAAUAAAAUACUGCAUAAAUAGUACAUUGUGGUGUGCUAUUCCCCAACAUUUGUCUCUAACCAUGUCAAAGAGUACUCAAUCGUUAUCACCCACAAAGCAAUGAAAUGGCUGUGUAAAAAAGAUUAAUAAUUAUAUAUAUUGUGUCUGUAAUCGGUGUGUUCUACCCUUUAUACAUGUGUUUGUACAACACUUCUUUUUUUCCGUUUUGUUAGGACAGUAUAUUUUGUUAUAGAAAAAAAAUGUAAAAAAUACUGUAAUCUGGUGCAAAUAUAUGAUAUAUGAUACCAUGUAAACAUAAUAUUAAUAAUAGUAGUAAUAAGUAGUAGGAAGAUAAUAAUAGAAUGGUUUAACUAAUUGCUGUAAAUGUGGAAAGAGAAAAAUACCAUCGAAAGCUAUAAUUUUUACAUAAAUGAUAAACAGCUAUAUUUUCCGCAUUUGCAGCACUUUAAGUAGCAAUAGGUAUGUACAUGUAUAAUUAUUGCAUGAUUUUCUUGAUCUUGUGUUUUAUUCUGAUUUAUGACAACAAAUAGUAUUGGUCUGAAGUUUCAUCAACUAUGUGGGCAGCUAAUGGUCAGAUAAAGAAUCAAGUACAAAGUGUUAUUUUGGAAGGGGUUUCAUAGUUUGUCCCAGCGUGAAAACAUGGUUCUCAUACAGAUCACUUUACAGUCUAGACAAGGCCUAUUACUGUAAUAGAAGGUUGUAAACAAACAUUAUGAUAUAUAUUUACACUAAUACAAUUUUCAAUUCCUUGUAUUCGGUGUAUUAUUAAAAAAAAAUCAAGAGAAUAUAAAUUAUACACAAGAAAUAUUGGUACAUGACAAGGAUGCUGGGAUAAAUUAUGAAUGUUUAACAUUUUUGUCAUUACAGAGUGUUCUUUUUAAGUAAAAAAUGCAACAUUGAAUCCAUUGAAUAGUUUAUCAUUUUUAACAAAACUUUACUAAAGCACAACUUUAUUCAUAUCCAAUAUACAGUAUAUAUAAAAUAUGUUGUCAUUUAUCUGUUAAAUAUUUGUUUUUUAUCUGUUAUAAUUGUAGGUUUACAGCUUAAAUUUAACAAAAUAAAAUAUUUGUCUUUUAAA
Molecule: messenger RNA, 5443 nt
Organism: Saccostrea echinata
Lineage: Eukaryota; Metazoa; Mollusca; Bivalvia; Ostreida; Ostreidae
Product: protein argonaute-2-like
Exons: 22
Coding region: 99-2846 (915 amino acids)
Molecular function (GO): protein binding; RNA binding
Source: RefSeq, a predicted model, not a curated record